AUGCGCUCUGGUGACUUGUUAGUAGAGGUGAAUUCUCGAAAACAAGCCCAGCAGCUUCAAAAACUAAAAGCCUUAGCAACAAUAGCCAUCACAGUAUGUUCUCAUCAAUCUCUGAAUACUUCCAAAGGCGUUAUUACCUGCGGAGAACUAUUAAAUGUCCCCGUAGAGAUAAUAAAGAAAGAAAUGAAACCACAAGGUGUAAUUGACGUUCGCCGCAUAAAUAUAAGGCGAGAUGAGCAGCUUAUAGAAACUAAACACCACAUUCUGACUUUUCAGACACCAAAAUUACCCGAAUACGCUUAUGCCGGCUAUAUUAGAUUACCAGUCCGUCCAUAUAUCCCAAACCCUCUUAGGUGUUUCCAGUGCCAGCGCUUUGGCCACUCAAAGGCGAAUUGCCGCGGGUCACUUACUUGUGCCCGUUGUGCUGGUAAAGGGCAUGAGAGCCAGCAGUGUUCCGAACAAGAAAAGUGCGUGAACUGCGAUGGCAGCCAUCCCUCUUAUUCUCGAUCCUGCCCGCGUUGGGAACUGGAAAAAAAGAUCACAACAGUCAAAAUAAAAGAAGGUAUACCUUACCCUGAGGCCAGGCGAAAGGUACAAAUACAAACUCCUAAGCCUGGUAUUAGUUAUUCUUCUGUUGUAAAGAAAUCAUUUUGUGAAAACUGCACCUGUAAUAAUUGUAAAAAAAUUACCAUAAAAUCUAAAAACUUUGAGAAAAAAUCAGAUACCGAUACCGAAAAUUCUACAACGAGUUCACCUGAAACUUCCCAACUUGUUAAACCAAAAUCGAAAUCAAAACGAAAAUCUCAAAAUUCGCUGACACUGCAGCUUGCGAAGCGCGGCCUUUCGCAUAAGGACCUUAGUGUAAAAUUUAAAAAAUCCAAAGCGAAAAAUUCCGUCGCCUUAGGGUUAGCGACGCAAGGUGUGGUCCAUAAGGACUUAUCAUCUAUCUUUGGUGAUGCACCUAAUAUUAACCCUGAUAUAAAAUUGCAUCCUUCUGAGGAUGAUGACGACUUGGAGAUGAAUUGCGAAAUUCAGACAUCUCCAACUACUGCCUCUUCUCUUUCCUCUUCAAAAAGACUCUCUUAA
Molecule: messenger RNA, 1086 nt
Organism: Argiope bruennichi
Lineage: Eukaryota; Metazoa; Arthropoda; Arachnida; Araneae; Araneidae
Exons: 1
Coding region: 1-1086 (361 amino acids)
Molecular function (GO): zinc ion binding; nucleic acid binding
Source: RefSeq, a predicted model, not a curated record